GACAGAUUUCAGCUGUCAACGUGAGAACUGGUGCAGAAAACUGGAGACACUGAGGACUGAGUAAAUAAACCUCUGCAGGAUCUGGAACAAGCAUGGCUGCAGGGACAACAUCUCCUGGUCUGACCACUGCAGGACCUCCCAGUCGCCUCGGGGUUGAUCCCGCAGACAUCGCUGUGGUGGUUGUCUACUUCAUUAUUGUGAUGGUGAUUGGAAUCUGGUCAUCGUGUCGAGCCAAUCGCACGACUGUGCGGGGAUAUUUCCUGGCCGGCCGUUCAAUGACCUGGUGGCCUAUUGGCGCCUCCUUGAUGUCCAGUAAUGUUGGCAGCGGUUUGUUCAUUGGUCUGGCAGGAACAGGAGCAGCUGGAGGGAUCGCUGUGGGAGGAUUCGAAUGGAAUGCAGCGUGGGUUCUGGUGGCCCUGGGCUGGAUCUUUAUCCCCGUCUACAUCUCCGCCGGUGUGGUGACCAUGCCUGAAUAUCUGGCCAAGCGCUUCGGAGGCCGACGGAUACAGAUAUACAUGUCUGUCCUGUCACUGAUUCUUUAUGUCUUCACUAAAAUAUCAACUGAUAUCUUCUCAGGGGCAUUAUUCAUCCAGGUGUCAUUUGGCUGGAAUCUCUACCUGUCUACAGGGAUCCUGCUGCUGGUUACUGCUGCCUACACUGUAGCAGGUGGUUUGGCAGCAGUCAUCUACACUGAUGCACUCCAGACUCUGAUCAUGGUUGGAGGUGCCUUCACACUAAUGUUCAUAGCCUUCUCCAAGGUUGGCUGGUACGAGGGUCUGGUGGAUGGCUACAUGUCCAGUGUUCCCUCGGUGACGGUGGUCAACACCACCUGCCACCUCCCUCGUCAUGAUGCGUUCCACAUGUUCAGAGACGCCGUGACGGGGGAUCUGCCCUGGCCCGGUCUGCUGUUCGGGCUCACCGUGCUGGCCACAUGGGUCUGGUGCACGGACCAGGUGAUCGUUCAGAGGUCUCUGUCAGCCAAAUCCUUGUCUCACGCUAAAGGAGGAAGUGUUCUGGGAGCCUACCUCAAAGUGCUGCCCAUGUUCUUCAUCGUGAUGCCUGGCAUGAUCAGCCGAGCACUUUUCCCCGAUGAUGUUGCGUGUGUGGAUCCAGAGUUAUGUCAGAGUAUUUGUGGAGCGUCUGUUGGCUGCUCCAACAUCGCUUAUCCUAAACUGGUGGUGGAGCUCAUGCCUGUGGGUCUCCGUGGUCUGAUGCUGGCCGUCAUCCUGGCAGCUCUGAUGUCGUCUCUGACCUCCAUCUUUAACAGCAGCUCCACCCUGUUCACUCUGGACCUCUACCACAAAGCCCGGCCUGCAGCGUCGGAGCGGGAGCUCAUGAUCGUUGGAAGGGUUUUUAUCCUCUUCUUGAUGUGCAUCAGCCUGUUGUGGAUCCCCAUCAUCCAGUCGGCCAACAGCGGGCAGCUGUUUGAGUACAUCCAGUCAGUGACCAGCUUCCUGGCCCCGCCCAUAACUGCUGUCUUCCUCAUGGCAAUCUUCUGGCCUCGCGCCAACGAGCAGGGUGCAUUCUGGGGUCUGAUGACGGGCCUUGUGGUGGGACUGAUCCGUAUGGUCCUGGAGUUCACCUACGCAGCUCCUUCCUGCGGUCAGCCGGAUCACCGGCCUUCUGUCGUGGCCGAUGUGCACUACCUUUACUUCGCUCUCAUCCUCCUGGCCCUCACCUGUCUGGUCAUUGCUGCCGUCAGUCUGGCCACGGCUCCAAUACCCCAAGAACAUCUCCACAGACUGACCUGGUGGUCCCGGUACAGCCUGGACCCCCGUGUGGACCUGGUCCCCUCCCAGGCAGCGCCGGCUCCCGUGAGCCGGGCCAGCGCCGAGGCUGAACCCUCGCCCCAGCCCGGCUGGAAGAAGGCCGUCCUGUGGCUCUGCGGCCUGAGCGGUCCGGCCUCCGAAGCCGCUCCUCCGGAGCCCGAAGGCUCCACCGUGGACCUCCUGCGGGAGAAGCCCGUGUGGAGGAGCGUCUGCAACGCCAACGCCAUGCUGCUGCUGGCCGCCAACGUGUUUCUGUGGGGCUACUUCGCAUGAUGCUCGGCUUUCUGAAACGUUCAGAUCUUUAGUUUUUUUCCCCCCUAAUUUUCUAAACAUUGUACAAAAAAUUGUGAAUGGAAAUUAUUCAAUUUUAUUAUUUUAUUUCUUAAACCUGUGGGGGGACAUAUUUAUAUCCAGUGAUUAAAAAAGAUUGAGGAAACAUUUUUUUUAUGCGAGUAGAGCAUCGAGUCAGUCCAACGUUUAAGAAUGUAUAUAUAGAUAUGUAUUGUUUUUUGUAUAGAAAUUAAAUUCAUUUUGAUUAUAAUGAAAUAUUAGUUUAGUACGGAAGAGUAUUAGGGCCAUGGAGGAGAAAAAUAAAAAUAAUAUUUUAGAGGAGGAAGAUAUUUUUUUCAUUAUGCACUUGGAGAAAAAAGUCAAAAUUUUGAGAUUUCUUGAAAUUGUAUUUCAACAUUUAUCUAGACAUUUCCACUUUUUUCUCGAAGUGCACAAUAAAAAAAAAAUCUUCCCCUCUCAAAUAUUUUUUUUCCUGCACGGCCCCUAAUACUCCGUAGUUUAGGGGGUAGGAUUUAAGUUUUUACUUCUUCCUACUCCUUUUCAAGCAUUAUAAUUAUGAUGGAUGCAUGUUUGUAUUUAUAUUUUUGUCUUUGUUUUCUUAUUUACAUUUAUUUAUUGAUUGAUUAUUAUUGUUUUGU
Messenger RNA from Cololabis saira (Pacific saury), 2698 nucleotides. RefSeq names its product solute carrier family 5 member 9 (gene slc5a9). Gene Ontology annotation, molecular function: D-glucose:sodium symporter activity. The transcript is spliced from 14 exons. Bases 93 to 2042 code for a protein of 649 amino acids. Lineage: Eukaryota; Metazoa; Chordata; Actinopteri; Beloniformes; Belonidae. Gene Ontology annotation, biological process: transmembrane transport. Gene Ontology annotation, cellular component: plasma membrane. The record is from RefSeq and is a predicted model, not a curated record.